AUAAUUACACGGAGGCAGCGUUUUACUGAGCAUCGCGGACAGUGGUGGUCCUCCCACACUCCGCCGCGCAGAAAGCCGAGGCUCACGCGGAUCACCAACUCCAACCACGCGCGCCCGCGCGCCAGCACGCACGAACGCCGUGUUUGUGAUGUGUGAACUGGACUCAGUUCCCCCUUCCGACCAGAGUGUGGUUCAUUCCAGGGCUUCGUUUUUCCUCGGCGUUUUCAGCUGCCAUCAACACAACACUGAGCCACGCUGCGGGCGCCUCCGUCAGUCUGCUGACAGAGCAGCUGAGGAGUAAAUGUCGAUGGUGAGGAGGAGAUGUGAGGAGAUGUGAGGAGCGAGCAGAGAGCUUCUCCUGCUGGACUGCUUCGUGCCGAGCUGGUGACAGGAAUGCAUCAACUGUCUUCAGAAACCGCCUUUGAAUCGUCUGGGUCCGUGGCUGUGGGGCAGUGAGCAGCUACCAUGACGUACCCCAACGCCAGCAUACUGGCGUCAAACUUCAGUGGAGCCUCAGACAGCUAUGACUCGGGGGGAAACAUCUAUCGGCCCUUCUCCGUCUUCAGUGUGCUCACUCUCACGUUGCUGGCGAUGCUGGUGGCGGCCACCUUUGUCUGGAACUUGCUGGUCCUGGUGACCAUACUGAGGGUGAGGACAUUCCACCGCGUCCCUCACAACCUUGUGGCUUCGAUGGCCAUCUCUGACGUGAUGGUGGCCGCCCUGGUCAUGCCUCUGAGCCUCGUCCACGAGCUGAACGGUCGGCUGUGGAAACUGGGCCGCGUACUGUGUCAGGUGUGGAUCUCCUUCGACGUGCUCUGCUGCACGGCCAGCAUCUGGAACGUGACGGCCAUCGCGCUGGACCGCUACUGGUCCAUCACCAGGCACCUGGAGUACACUCUCAAGACGCGCAAAAAGAUCUCCAAUGUGAUGAUUGCGCUCACGUGGCUGCUGUCCUCCAUCAUCUCCCUGUCGCCUCUCUUCGGCUGGGGGGAGACGUACUCAGAGGGGAUGAAGUGCCAGGUGAGCCAGGAGCCGUCCUACACGAUCUUCUCCACGUUCGGAGCCUUUUACCUCCCUCUCUGCGUGGUGCUGUUUGUGUACUGGAAAAUCUACAAGGCUGCAAAGUUUCGCAUCGGUUCCCGGAAGAACAACACAAUUACACCCAUGGCUGAGGUAAAGGAAGAAACCCAGCAGCCCCAGAUGGUGUUUACCGUGCGCCACGCCACGGUGACCUUCCAGACAGACGGGGACACAUGGCGCGAGCAGAAGGAGAAAAAGGCCGCACUGAUGGUAGGCAUUUUGAUCGGUGUCUUUGUACUGUGCUGGAUCCCCUUCUUCAUCACUGAGCUCAUUGUGCCGCUGUGCUCCUGCGACAUCCCGCCCAUCUGGAAGAGCAUCUUCCUGUGGCUGGGCUACUCCAACUCCUUCUUCAACCCACUCAUAUACACCGCCUUUAAUAAGAACUACAACAAUGCUCUGAGGAACCUCUUCUCCCGGCAGCGCUGAGGCACUCAGCGCACACAGCUGACGCACUAUACGCACCAGCAUGCACUCCACAGUGUUACUCCUCCUCCACACAGACAAGGACCGUCUCUUCACAUCACUCCAUCAUCCCCCAGAUGGAUGAAAUACCCACGAAGUGUGUCUGAAGAAAAACUGUCUGUAAAAUGUGCCACUUCUAUGUAUGAUGUGUUUUUGUUUAUUGCCACACUGAGACACCUGCACAGCUGGACUGAGACAAAUGUUUGAAGUAUGAUAUCUGCAAGGAGACGAGUAAAUCGAUUGUGUUGUGGCGAAGAGAAGAGAAGACUGCGCUGUAGACGCUUUGGUUUUCAAAUCGCCGUCAUUUCAGGCUUAUUAGGGAGAAAAGCAUGUUAUUUCCCUUGUAAAAGAGUUUUAUCAUCAUGUGAAGCUGCCGCGAACCGUUCCAAGGCUAAAAGAGCGGGAUGAAAAAUUAAAGAAAAUAUAUCUUGUGUGAAGGGACAAAAUGAACCUCAUAAACAAACAGACCAAGAGUAAACUGCAGAUUCUCGGAUUCUCUGCACAAACUGCCACUUUUGUUGUGAAAGUGUCACAACAGAGAGUCGGCGGGUGAAGCUUUGCGGUAUUUUAUUGUGUAAUAUACAGUAAUGUGAGCAUGAGAAAUGGAUCCUCAGCAAAUCGUUGUGCUAUAUGUAUGUGAUUUGUUUCAUAGUAAGACAUAGGACUUGACAUCUAUUUAGCGGAAAACCCUCCAAAUUUCC
This is a messenger RNA of Solea solea (common sole), 2243 nucleotides long. It is a transcript of the gene htr5ab, whose product is annotated as 5-hydroxytryptamine (serotonin) receptor 5A, genome duplicate b. The transcript is spliced from 3 exons. Gene Ontology annotation, molecular function: G protein-coupled serotonin receptor activity. NCBI's taxonomy places the organism in Eukaryota, Metazoa, Chordata, Actinopteri, Pleuronectiformes, Soleidae. The record is from RefSeq and is a predicted model, not a curated record. Bases 466 to 1506 code for a protein of 346 amino acids. Gene Ontology annotation, cellular component: plasma membrane. Gene Ontology annotation, biological process: adenylate cyclase-activating adrenergic receptor signaling pathway.